GUCAUUGAAUUGUUUUCGAAGCUCUCGGUAUUUAACAUCUGAUUUUUUUUUUGUUUCGUAAUUUUGAAAUUUUUUGGAAACGAAAAAUGGCCGACGGAAAAAAACAAUUUUGGGAAAGUCCCGAAGAAAUGCAAAAAAUUAUGAAACGUCGAGAGAUUCGUCAACGACUUCAACAAGAAUUUAAUCGUGUUUUUUAUAAUCCAUAUCGUUUAUCUCAUCAUAUUGAAAUGAUGGAUCCUGCUGUCAGUCGAUAUUCAGCUAUGCGUGCAUCAAUUUAUGAACAUUGGAAACCAAAUUGGAGAGGAUUCUGGAAAUGGAGUUUUCUUUCAUAUAUUCCUAUUACACUUAUGGCUUAUCGUUUAGCUAUUUACAUGCGUGAAGUUGAUGCUGAUUGUCGUACUGGUGUAAUUCCUUAUGAAAAACGUGAUUUUCGAAGAAUUUAAAAUAAUGAUGCUGAUUAUAAUAAUCAUUUUUAGCCUAUUUGUGUAGCCAUAAUGUGUAUGAUAUAUAUUGGAUGAAUAAAAUUUAUUAAAAU
This is a messenger RNA of Dermatophagoides pteronyssinus (European house dust mite), 535 nucleotides long. It is a transcript of the gene ND-B15, whose product is annotated as NADH dehydrogenase (ubiquinone) B15 subunit. The record is from RefSeq and is a predicted model, not a curated record. Lineage: Eukaryota; Metazoa; Arthropoda; Arachnida; Sarcoptiformes; Pyroglyphidae. Gene Ontology annotation, cellular component: respiratory chain complex I; mitochondrion.